Molecule: messenger RNA, 4151 nt
Organism: Centropristis striata (black sea bass)
Lineage: Eukaryota; Metazoa; Chordata; Actinopteri; Perciformes; Serranidae
Product: trichohyalin-like
Exons: 13
Coding region: 333-2750 (805 amino acids)
Source: RefSeq, a predicted model, not a curated record
AGACUGUGGGCUAAGUUUGUCCGCCCCGGCUUCCCCUCACGAGUCGACGGGGCUUUGUUUCAUUGAUGAACAACGGCUGUCGGUUUCGUUUAAAAAAGAAAAACAUCACACUAAAACUAGAGACGGUGAAGCACGUUCGUGACAUUUUGGAUAAUUUGUGAGGAAGGGAGAGGAGAGGGAAAGUGCGACGGAGCGGACAAAGUUGACACUUGGCUGUCAUGUUCGGUACUUGUUGAAUAGGCUGUGUACGUACACAACACUGGAGCCUGUGAGGCAGCGUGCUGGGAACAGGGUCUUCUGUAUCACCAUGAGGCAGUGACAGAACAGGCACAAUGAUGGCAGAGCUGGAAAUUGACCAGACCAACCUUCCACGUGUCCAAGAAGUGUGCCAGUGUUUCGCUGUGCUGGAGGAUGGAGUGUUGGCACACAACCUGCAGGAACAGGAGAUUGAGCAAUAUUACACCACCAACAUCCAGAAGAACCAGCUAGUGCAGAAUGACAUCCGUGUAGCCAGAAGACUGCAGGAUGAGGAGGAAGAGGAGUGGACCCAGCAGAGCACCCUCCACAGACAGGCUUCCAGACAACUGGAGGAGGAAGACUUUGAGUAUGCCCGUGUAAUUCAGGAGGAGAUCCAGCGUUGUGCAGAGGAGGCCCGGAGGAGAGAGCAGGAGGAUGAGGAAAUAGCUAAACAAAUGCAGGAAGAAGAGGAGCAGAAAAUCAGCAGGAGGAGCAGAGGGCAGGAGGACCAGGCGGAAGGCAGCACCAGUGAUCCUGCACAGCUCUCCCCACACCAGCACACACUCAGCAGCCAGGGAGAGGAGCAGUACUCAGCUACCACCACCAGGUGGCAAUGUUCUACCUCUCACAACCUUUCAGGUUUAACAGGGCCUCAGGCCGACUCCCCCAGGGGGGCAGCAGCUCAGAAAAACACAACUUCAUGGUCAAAUCAAGGACACACAGAUUCCAUAAGGGAAAUUAGGAGUGAAUCGAGAAAGCGUUUAAGUGAGGAUUCAGAGGACUCGGACUCAGUUUUCUCUGAAGAGCUCUCUGUCUGGUUCCAGAGACAGAAUGAAAGACACAACACAGCACCUCCUCGACGGCAGGCAUCUUUACAUCAGCCGCAAGAGAGAAACUACAGAAGUCUUUGCUCUCGCAGCAGCUUCACAGAGGAGGAGAGAGAAGAAUGGAAUGAGGGCCAUUAUGAAAAUGGUGAUCUAGAGAGGAGAAACCCUAGGAAUUUGGAUCAGGGAAGGAACCAUAGAGAGAAGUAUGAGGGUUUGCACAAGAGCAGAAAUCAGGAUAGAGACUGUAGGUUGGUCGAAGUAAGAGAAAGGCAAUGUAGUCGCAGUGAGUCUGUCAGGCUACAUGACAGGAGUAAACACAGCAACAGAGACUUAGCCAGGACCUGGAGCUACAAAGACAACCCGGACAAACAUGUCCGUUUUCAGGAUAACAGCAGGAGCUCUAACAGGCAGCAGGAUAAAACCAGCCGAGUCUGGGAGAUGCUGGGCCAGGUCCUCAGAGAGAGGGGCGUCCCUGUGAAGUUUGGCGGCAAUGGGGCACCACUUCAAAUAAGGCCUCAAAGCAGAGACAGCCAGGUGCUUCAUGGGAGUGAGGUCUCCUGCAGCGACUCCCAACCACAUCAGAGAGUCUUCCAGAGAGCUGCCACCGCCAGGCACAGUUUCCAUGGAGAUAUGAGGGAGAGGAGGAGAAUGUCGUACCAAGAGAACGGUGGGAGAGAUCACAGGGAGGACGGAAACUGGCACCGUAAUAAUGUGGGGCAUGAUAAGGUUUAUGAGCAUAGUCGUAGAGACUCCUAUCUUUCUAACAGAGAUAGGGGAGGCAGUAGGAGAGAGGACCGAUACGAUGACGAUAGCGAGAGGAAUGCAAAUGAUUGCAGGGUCAAGAAGGCAACGAGUGAACGCAGGCGUUGGAACAGGACCAUAGAAGAAAGGUUAAGCUCAGAGGAGGAGCAGGAGGUGGAGAGGAGAGUAGAACAACCCCGGCGAAGAGCCCCACUGCGCAGCCAAAGCCUCCGCAGCAGCAGGACUGCAACCAGGGAUGGGGCGCGGCACGUGGCAGCAGAAGCGUCACUACAACCAGAGUCAGGCGAGACAAGCCUGAACCUGGGGGAGCUGCGUCAGGUCCUACAGGACGAAGAAUUGGCUCAAAAGCUGCAGGAGGAAGAGGCGAGGCUGCUGAGAAGGAAUUCCCAGCCCUCUCCACGUACUUACCCAGAAGGAGAUUUCCGAGUAGCACAAGUUGCGCAGGAUGAGGAAAUUGCACGAUUCAUGCAGAAGCAGGAAAUUAAGUCAAAGCGAAGAUCUCGUGAGUUAGAAGGGCCAGCAUCGUGGCGCGAGCACAGAGCCAUGAUCAGCCAUCAUGACAGACGGGCUGCAAGAGACAGAACUGUCCAACGAGAGAGGCUUGACUCAGAGGGCCUUCCUUCCCCCACUGAGGACUGCUCCCCAGAGAACCAGCCACCCAGCCCCUUCUCCACUAUACCACAAACCCAGCAGAUCAGAAACAUUGCAGAAGAGCUGGACCCAACCUUCAUGGCCAGGAGGCAAAGCACAGAGAGCCUCAGAUUGGGACCAACAGCUCCAACCUGUCAGUCCCCUCCCAUGCCACAUUCUGGCUUACACGACUUACUGGAGGAGCCUACUUUCAUUCCACCAACAAAACGGCAAACGGACAAAUCAGGACGCACAAAACCCAAAGAGAAGAAGGAAAAUUGCAAGCAACAAUAAUCUUUCAAUAUUCUGUGCUGUUGGAGUGCAAAUACCUGUAUAUAUUUUAUAACACUAUCAGUUCAGCUACAAAGGUUGAAGAUUACAAGUUCUCUCUAUCUGCUACCCCUACUAGCACUUUAGACCAGUGGAACAAAGGAAAAAGCAAAAGAAUUGAGAGAAGUGACAUUUAAAAAAUGUUUCUUGAUAAAGUGAAUAAUGGCAACACUUUGGACUUGUCUUUCUAAUUUUCAAAGGGAAAAUUUUGGUUUAUUGAAGUAUUGUUUGAGUUCUCCAGUGUUAAUGACCAUUUAAUUUAAACAGUAUACCUUUUUUUAAAUAUAUCUGUAACUUUUAUUUGUUUUUAUUUAGUUAAGCAGUGAGCAUCCAUCCAUUAUCUUUAACUGCUUCUUGAUUUGUCAUUUUGGGAACUCUUUAAUGAUGCAGUGGUGGGGCGCUAUUACCUCAAGGGAAGUGGGCCAGCUGGUGGGUUUGAACUGUCGUGCUGUGAGAUCACAGUGCAGACCACUGAGCCACCAAAGGGCAUCCAAUACGUCAAAUGGCAUAACAAGAAGUAACAGUGAUAACCCUUGAACCUGACUGACGUGGUUCUUGGAUGAGCUACUUCAAAACAUCCACAUUUGGCUUGUCUGCCAACUUUGUUUCAACACAGUUUGGCAGGGCUCCAGCCAGCGACAAUCAAAUGAACUUCUGUAACGUUUAUGGAAAUGAACGGAAAUCCCAUUUUUUGAAAAAUAUAUAACAAAUGUUGUCAAAUUAUGUUAAAUUGUUUUGUAAUAUAUCCAGAUAUUACUAUGUCCUUCAGUAUAUGUAACAAGGUAAUCUAAGCUAAAAGAUCCACUUUCUUUUUUUAGCUUUUUUUGGAGGCUUCAACUACAUCUCACGGUUAUCAACAUCAGACUCCAAAGACCUUCAUUGAAGUGAGAUUGGGGUUACAAUCACUUGUUAUCACAUGACUAAAUUCCAACCUAUAAGUCACAUGAUGACAUCUGAGCCAGGUACAUUCACUGAUGAUCGUUGAAAAGCUCCAAAAAGCUGAUAAUUAGACCUUUUAGGCUUAAAUGACUUGGUACAUAUCCUACUCAUAUAUAGUUUGCUAGGAGGGUUUUUAUCAGUCCAGAGAAAAUAAUGUCAGCUCACAUUAUUCAUUAUACAGAAUACCUGCUUGUACACCAGAUUGGACUUUUUCGCACAUAUAACCAGUCAUUGGUCUUGGGUUUUCUGUUUAUGUUUUUGUAUGUUCAUAUUGCUCCCAUGUUUAAAACACUCUUUUUGCUUUUUGUUUCUUAGUUUUUUUACAAAUGAACUACGCCACUGUUUAGGUGGACCACUAUGAAUGCAAUUGUUCUGUAUGAAAGUGCAACAAAUAAAAUAAAAAGUCCAAUUUUUAUUGUCUAAGAA